UUUAAUAUUAAUAUUUAAACAAAAGUGCGUCCAAGUUCUCUUCAUGUAGAACCCCAACGCACCCCCCACCUAUCCCUUCUUUAGAUUUCCUCUCUCUUUUCCUCUCAUUUCAAUUUUUCAACUGCCUUUCUCCGCAUUGCAAUUUGCAAAACAACGGCUUUCACACCCUAUAAUACGGAUACUUCUCAAACAUACUCACAGAGCACAAUCCCUCUCUCUCUCUCGCUCCUCUCCCUCUCUCUCUCUCUCCAACAAAUUUCUUUUCUGAAGAAAUUUAGUCCUCAUGUAAUUGUAAUGUAAAGAGAAAAUGAAAAUUGGUGAGACAUCUAUGGGAAGAAUCCUACGACUCAUUUGCUGUAGAGACUGCGUAGAGAGAUGUGAAUCCGUGUACGUAUGAGCUCGAGCACGACCAUUUAGAGUUUGCUUGUCCUGUUGCUGUGUAAAACAGAAUAUUUGAAUAAUUUUUUGGUUUCAACGGUUUAAUAUCGCUCGAGGGCUGUCUGAUUUAUAUGGAUUUAUCAGUGGGUUCUGAUUCUGUUGAGCAGUGGAUUAGAUUUUUGCAUUGGGCGAUGGCAUCGCAGUGGUUCUCGGCGCGCAGAUGAUCGGCGAACCUUUUACUGCAUGAAAUGCGGUGGUGAGAUCUGCAGAUUACCAGUUUCCGAGUAAUUUUUUCAGACUUCUCCAAAACAGGAAAGACAACACAAUUCGAUUUCUUCUUCAGUGAGCUCUUGUUAAUCACAACGAAAAACCGAGAAAAAAAAAAAUGGAUUGAACAAAUCAAACGCAUCUGAUGCAAAUGUUAAAGCUAUUGGCAUCUUGCUGCUUGUUUAUAUCCCUCUUUCUUCCACUACACGCGGCUGAAAAUGGGCUCCGUUGCAACUGUGACGAGGACGGACUUUGGACCGUCGAGAACAUCAUGGAGUGCCAGAGGAUAAGCGACUUUCUCAUUGCAGUUGCUUAUUUCUCAAUCCCGAUCGAACUUCUCUACUUUGUGAGCUGCUCGAACAUCCCCUUCAAAUGGGUUCUUUUCCAGUUCAUCGCCUUCAUAGUCCUCUGUGGCGCUACCCACCUUCUCAAUGGGUGGACCUACGGUCCCCACUCCUUCCAGCUCACACUCGCCCUCACAAUCUUCAAAUUCCUAACGGCCCUAGUCUCGUUCGCAACAGCCAUAACCCUCAUAACACUCAUCCCCUUACUUCUCAAGGUGAAAGUGAGGGAGUUCAUGCUUAGGAAGAAGACAUCGGACCUCGACCGUGAGGUCGGGAUCAUAAAGAAGCAGAACGAGGCUGGGGUCCACGUACGCAUGCUGACUCAGGAGAUUCGAAGGUCCCUCGACCGCCACACGAUUCUCUACACGACGUUAGUCGAGCUCUCGAAAACGCUCGGCUUGAAGAACUGCGCCAUUUGGAUGCCGAACGCAGACAAAUCCGACGAGAUGAACCUCACACACGAAUUAAAGGAAAAUAAUUCCAAGAACAAUCUGAAUAUCGCGACGAGUGACCGUGACGUAAACGAGAUUAUUUCAAACGACGGGGUAAAAAUACUGAAUUCCGAUUCUGCCCUUGCUGUUUUAAGUAGUGGAGGGUGUGCCGACCCUGGUUCCGUGGCUGCAAUCCGUAUGCCGAUGCUGAGGGUAUCUAAUUUCAAGGGCGGAACUCCAGGGAUGGUCCCUGCUUGCUACGCUAUCCUUGUACUCGUCCUUCCGGAAGGUCAAAAUCGAACUUGGACCAAUCACGAGCUGGAAAUAGUCGAGGUGGUGGCCGACCAGGUGGCUGUGGCCUUAUCUCACGCCUCUGUUCUGGAAGAGUCUCGAAUGAUGAGAGAAAAACUGGUGGAGCAGAAUCGGGCACUGCAGCAGGCCCAACAGGACGCCUUGAUGGCAAGCCAAGCCCGAAAUGCUUUCCAGGCAGUGAUGAGCGAUGGGAUGAGGCGGCCCAUGCACUCGGUUUUGGGUUUGCUUUCGGUUUUGCAGGAUGAGAAGGAUUUGGUGAACGAGCAGAGGCUACUCGUGGACAGCAUGGUGAAGACGGGCAAUGUGCUCUCGACUUUAAUAGCUGACAUGAUGGAUGCUUCCGGAAGGCUGUUCCCUUUGGAAGUGGGGCCUUUUAAGCUGCAUCCUUUAGUGCAGGAGGCUGCGUGUUUGUCGAAAUGCCUGAGCGCCUACAGAGGCUAUGAUUUUGCUGUCGAGGUCGACAGGCGCUUGCCGAAUGACGUGGUGGGAGAUGAGCGGAGGGUAUUUCAGGUAAUUUUGCACAUGGUGGGUAGUUUGUUGGGCGGUGGAGGGGGUGUUCUCGUGAUGCGUGUGUUUUUGGACGAAGGGAGCAGAGGAUCGAACGAGCGGAGGUGGGCUCGGUCGAGGGACGGGUGUGCUUAUGUCAGGGUUGAGGUUGGGGUUUGCCAUGCAGGGUUGCAAGCUGGAUCUUCGAUUGUCCCGUUUGGAGCAAAUAGGUAUUUCUAUGGCAGUGGGGCUGAGGAAAGCACGAGCUUCAGCGCGUGCAAGAAGCUAGUUCAGUUGAUGCAAGGAGACAUGUGGGUGGUAUCAAAUCCAGAAGGUUUCGACCAGAGCAUGGCUCUCCUUUUACGUCUCCAACUCCGGCCAUCGAUUUCAACAACAGCCAUAUCUGAAAAUCUAUGUGAAUCUUCCAAUUCAAACUCCUUUUUCCAGGGCCUAAAAGUUGUUUUGGCCGAAGCAGAUGAUGUUAAUCGAGCCGUAACCCGUAAAUUGCUCGAGAAGCUUGGGUGCUCAGUCAUGGUGGUUGGGUCCGGGUUCGAGUGCCUCAGUGCUCUCGGCCCAGCCACCUCUUUGUGCCAGGUCGUGCUUUUAGAUCUCCACUUGCCUGAUCUUGAUGGGUUAGAAGUCACUUUGAGAAUCCGCAAGUUGAGGAGCCGUAAUUAUGGGCCGUUGAUUGUGGGCCUGACCUCAAGUGAUGGUGAGGACAUUAGGGAGAGGUGUUUGGGGAUUGGGAUGAACGGCGUGAUUAGGAAGCCAGGGACUUUUCAAGAGAUUGGUUGUGAGCUCACCCGAGUUUUGGCACAAGCGAAUAGGGUAAUUUCUUGACCAAUGU
Striga asiatica is the source of this 3065-nucleotide messenger RNA. The record is from the annotation of a GenBank genome assembly. Lineage: Eukaryota; Viridiplantae; Streptophyta; Magnoliopsida; Lamiales; Orobanchaceae.